This is a messenger RNA of Epinephelus moara (kelp grouper), 8115 nucleotides long. It is a transcript of the gene ppm1aa, whose product is annotated as protein phosphatase, Mg2+/Mn2+ dependent, 1Aa. Gene Ontology annotation, biological process: protein dephosphorylation; positive regulation of canonical NF-kappaB signal transduction; negative regulation of canonical NF-kappaB signal transduction. Gene Ontology annotation, molecular function: manganese ion binding; magnesium ion binding; protein serine/threonine phosphatase activity. The transcript has 6 exons. Gene Ontology annotation, cellular component: cytosol; nucleus. The record is from RefSeq and is a predicted model, not a curated record. NCBI's taxonomy places the organism in Eukaryota, Metazoa, Chordata, Actinopteri, Perciformes, Serranidae. The coding region runs from base 432 to 1592 and encodes 386 amino acids.
CAAACCCGUUUCACAGCUCUGUGCUCCUCAGAAGCUAACGUUAGCUAGCAAGCUGUCAAGCUGUCUAGUGGAGAGGCUGGGACAGACGUUUCAGCUUCCCCCUGGCUUGGCGACGCAAAGCUCCGGCCCACAAAAUCCCAAGAAAAUCUGACAGAAGAGAUUUUAGGUCGCCAGCUGAGAUAAUGUAAUACAUCACGGGCGUACGCAAAGAGGGACCUCCGCACUUACACCAUUUAUAUGCACUGAGUCUUGAGUGACGAUUGCUCGUUGCUAGCUAACUGGCUAGCUAGCCUAGCUAAACCGCCGCAAACCCCCUAGUUUCGUCGGUGUACCCUCUCUGGUGUGAACUGAGGCCAGUCAGUCAUUGUCACUGUCGCAGCUUCCGUUGCUGUCAACCGGAAUUUUGGAUAUUUGGUCAUACAAGGGACACAAUGGGUGCAUUUCUGGACAAACCAAAGAUGGAAAAAUACAAUUCCCAUGGUGAGGGCAACGAACUGAGGUAUGGGCUGAGUAGCAUGCAAGGUUGGCGGGUGGAGAUGGAAGAUGCACACACAGCAGUAAUUGGUCUGCCCCAUGGUCUCGACCGCUGGUCGUUCUUUGCUGUUUAUGAUGGGCAUGCUGGCUCUCAGGUGGCCAAGUACUGCUGUGAGCACCUGCUGGAGCACAUCACCAGCAACCCAGACUUCCAGAGUGCUCUGCAGGAUGACCCCUCUGUGGAGAACGUGAAGACUGGGAUCCGCACAGGGUUCCUGCAGAUUGAUGAACACAUGCGAACCAUCUCAGAGAAGAAGCAUGGUGUAGACCGCAGUGGUUCCACUGCAGUGGGAGUGAUGAUUGCUCCGAACCAUAUCUACUUUAUCAACUGUGGGGACUCACGGGGACUCCUCAGCCGGGGCGGAGCUGUGCACUUCUUCACACAGGAUCACAAACCCAGCAACCCUUUGGAGAAGGAAAGGAUCCAGAAUGCCGGUGGCUCAGUCAUGAUCCAGCGAGUUAAUGGGUCCCUAGCUGUGUCUCGGGCUUUGGGAGACUUCGACUACAAGUGUGUGCAUGGAAAAGGCCCUACAGAGCAGCUUGUGUCUCCUGAGCCUGAAGUUUAUGCAAUAGAGAGAUGUGAGGGAGAAGAUGAAUUCAUUAUACUAGCUUGUGAUGGCAUCUGGGAUGUCAUGGCCAAUGAGGAACUGUGUGACUUUGUCAGGUCGAGGCUAGAGGUGACAGAUGAUCUUGAAAGAGUCAGCAAUGAAAUUGUUGACACCUGCUUGUACAAGGGGAGCCGGGAUAAUAUGAGCGUUGUGUUAAUCUGCUUUCCUGGGGCACCAAAGGUAUCUCCAGAGGCAGUGAAACGGGAGGCAGAGCUGGAUAAAUACCUGGAGGGCAGAGUAGAAGAGAUCAUCAAAAAGCAGGGGGAUGAAGGUGUCCCGGAUUUGGUCCAUGUUAUGCGGACGUUAGCAUCUGAGAGCAUCCCUAACCUCCCCCCUGGAGGAGAGCUGGCAAGCAAACGAAGUGUUAUUGAAGCAGUGUACAACAAACUCAACCCCUACCGAAGUGAUGACACAGACCCAGCCAUCCUCCUCUUCCGUGGUUUCAGCUAAAACAAGACCUAAUCUGAGGAUGUCAAGCAAGCGUUUGUUGCCACACAUUUGUCCAUCACCAUAAUGAAGUAUCAACCCUCACAUCAUCAUUUAUUUAAUGUAGUACACAUCAGAUAUACCCAAUUUAACAUCUGAUCUCCAUGUAGUUUGGCCCAUUUUAAGAUGAACUUAUCCACACCUGUCCUGGCCUAACAUCAUUCCAAACAGUGCCAAGAAAAAGAAUAUAUACCUUUCUCCUGUAGCUCUCCUCUCUCUGUCCUAGGCCUCUCCCGCCAGAAGACAACAGGCAUAUAUGCACAUGCUUCAAACAGUAACCCAGUCCUUCCCAUACAUACAUGUAUUUAAUCUUACUUCAUUGUGCAGUUGCACACAGCUCAUUCUCUCAGCCCCUCUUUGACCCACUCUCUCUGUUCAUUAGACCACAAAUGAGACAAGAAUUAGCUAGCUAGCCACCCCAGGGUCCAUCCACCUCGGCACCGCUGUGGACUGCUUCUCGGGAGAAAAGCAGGCACUAGCCCAGGAGAUGAAACUUCAAUCAGUAGGUGUAGCAGCUCUCCUCCAGUGAGGUGGUCUGUAGUGGCGAGGAAUGAGGCGGAGGACACACUGUGAUUCAAGGCUUUUGCUAACAUUAGCUACAUAAAUAUGAACCUGAAGCCGCAGCCCUAAGCCUUUGGCUCCAGUUAGCAGAUGACGAAACUGUUAACAUGUUUCUGUCAUCUCUGAAACACUUAAGAGAUAUUGAUGUUCAUGUUUUUUUCGUUUAGUGUCAAACUCUCCUUUAGACUCUUUUUCGAUAAGUAGUAACCGUCUCUACAGGAUCCUCCACCACUGAAUCAGGCUUUCAUCUGAAGGGAAACCCAGUCUCACUCUGAAGUCGUUGAAAACCCGUUCUUGGGAAGUGACUUCUCUCGUCAGACAAUGACAAAAAAAAGCCGUCCUUUCACGUCAGCAUGAUAUGCAGUUGGUCACUAUUAUUGUUUAGCAGCACCCGGUGGCAUGAGGGGGAAAUGCAGCGGGACAACAACAAAAGUUAAGGGGGCAAAAAGUCUGUGGGUGGGAGGGGUGGUGGAUGGGUCCACCAUCCACUGACUUUCACUGGGGAGACUGGCAUUUGCUGCCGGUUAGACUGUUAAAGGAAAUGACCACUUUAGGAUGAAAAUACAGACAGUACUCACCCUCAUGCCGACAAGGUCAAUUAGCCUGCAACUCACGAGAUUCGAGAACAAGAACGUCUCGAGUUGCCAUGUAAACACAGCACGCCUGCAGGCUAACUGACCAUGGUGAGAAAUGAUGCUGUAAAAGUGGAGUAAAUUACGGCUUUUCAAGUCAAUUUUGCAUGCCGCACCUUCAGGGCAUUCAGAGUUUUAUUACAUUUUCAAAAUGAUUUUGGACGUGGGUUCCAUGCACUUCAAGUGUAUGGAAAAAUCCUGCUAGCUGUUAUCCUCCGAUACCCCAAACGAGUUUUGUGGACUAAAAACUACACUGGACUUCUUGUCGGCAUGAGGGUGAGUUAGUACUGUCUGUAUUUUCAUUCUAAAGUCGUCAUUUCCUUUAAGACAAACCCGGCUCUUUUUUUUCCUAAACCAUACCACGUGCUUUUGUUGCCUAAACCCAACCGCGUGCGUGUUGGCAGAAAGUAACCACGUGCAUUUGUUGUCAAAUGAAAAAAAACAUCAAUUCAUGGUGUUGUACCAAUGUAGUGCAAUUAUUUUGAAAGAGACUUUAUGCAAACUGUUUAUUUUGUUUAUUUUGAAAACAGACAAUGCAUAGAAGUUGACACAAGAACAUCGAUAUAUGGUGAGGUUGGAGUGAGAAUGUGUUGUGAAGAGACUGCAUCUGCAUUGAACAGUCAGUGGGAACGCGCUCUCUCUCUGGAAAUUACCUGUGAUUGGCAGAAAUUUCACAUCAUGGGCUAGAUUUUUUUAAAGCCUGAAAACAGUCAAAAGGAGGUGCAGAAGUCUAGUUUUCUCCCAGACUACUUGAAUUACAAAAUGCUCAAAGUCAGAAAGGGAUUUUUACCCUGUGAUGCUGAAAUUGAACUGCCUACCUGAGUUUUAAAUUCUAGAUAUAGGACUUUACCUAUUCCUCGUGUAGCUUAGUUUAUCACUGAGAAAGGUUUGGGAUUGUGUGGUUAUUAAGAUGCACUGACUUCACAUAGUUUAUUCCUCCCGUAGGCUGCUUGCUAAGUAUGAAGAGAUUGUCAUUUGUUUCUCCAGUCUCCAAAAAGAAGCAUGUCGGCUCAGCCAACCUACCCUGUAUGAAUGAAGGUUAGAUAGCAUAUUUGUCAUCACACUACCCGCUGGUAUGUUUCCUGCACAGCAGACAUUAGAGGUAAUAAAUAUUGUAUUAUUAGAUGUGGUAUAAAGAUCAGAGAGGACAGAGCAGAGGCCUACGGCUCAGGUACAAACCUGUGAAAUUCAUCACAACUAAAAGGAAAUUAUUUAAGACAGCAUCAUCAUGGCAGGCUAGAAUUAGAGAAACAACAGCUACAGUGGAAGCUUUGCCCAUUAAGACAGUUGUUUUAUUCCAUAUUCUGAAUUAAUGUUGCCCUGUUGCAAGAACAUUUUAAUUACACUAACAAAUUUUUGUGAAGCAUUUAUCAUACUGCAAAUAAUCCACAAUAGAUGUAAUACAUUUAAAUCCCCAAAUAAUUUCAGUGCAAGGAGGCGCACAGGUGUUUUUCAUUGUGUAACCUUGAAGAUCUUCCAUUUUAUUCUAUCAUGUCUCCAAGAAAAAAAAACUCACUUUGUCAAAGGUACCUCACCAGUUGAGCUCUUAAAAUAACUCUAUAAGAAACCCAUCUGGUUCAGCUUUUGCUGCCAAAGGCUUUAUUUCUUACACACAAGUUUUCUUUUUUUCUGAUCAGAUUGUGUAAAUUUUCAUGCCUUUACAUCACACACCAAAAGCAGCAAAUCCCAUUGAAGAAACCAAACCAGUAAAUGCAGUUGUAACUAAUAUUUUGUGUGACUCUCCACAGCUGCAGCCUCAGCCCAGUCACCAGGAGCAAAUGUUGGCAUUGUACAUUUCUGCAAAUCAAGAAUGUGUUGCAUUUCAUUUGUAUCAUAUCAAUAUGGCAUGUCACCUAGGUGAGACAUCUGCCAAGCUGCAGACCCCUGUUUGAGACCAACAAGCAACAAAACUGGUUGUUUUUUAGCAAGUCACCGUGUCUCAAUCGUGGAGGCUAAAAAAGCUGCUGACAUCGAGACAAUGAGAGACAUUGCUGCUUUUCCUACCAGGAUUGUGCCCCCAAAACAGGGUAUUUUAAGCCCAAGCAUGAUGAUUCUGAACCAUAACUGAGUGCUUUUGUGCCUUAACCUGACCACACUUUAAUCACAGCAUUGUCAAACAUUAAGUUUGAACAUAUCCACUUGUUUGGAGAAACAUAAGCCCCUUUUCCAGCAAACACCUUGGGUAUGGUACCUUUGGAACCAAAAGAUAUCCUUCAGACAUGGUACCUAGACCCUAGCGUUUCCACCACAAACAGAGCUCUUUCAUGUGGGCAGGGUUGUUGUCACUCACUGCUCUGUCCAGCACUCAUCUUAAUUCCUCAUUAUCGGUGACAUAGUGGGAAGUCUGCACCUUGUUUAUCGUCCACAGAACGAGGCUGCGUGCUCACAUUUUCAGAACAAAAAAGAACAGGCUGCAGUGAGAGUCUGUCUCCAUGGGAUAUUUAGAAAUAGCGUGUUUGUGCAUUUAGUCCUUCUCAGGCAAGCUCAGGUGAUAAGUGUUGCCGCAGCAGAUGCUACACAACCCUUUUCUUUUCUCCGAGUGAGGAUUAGAAUAUAUGCAGUUUACAUAACCCACCCAAAAUUAAUACAUAUAAACAUCUGAAGAUCCACUAAAAGUGUAUGUCAUUUAAAAACUAAAGUAAUGGUCUAAGUUGUCAUAUGGAAUAUUUAAGGUGUGUCAGCCCAGUGAAUUAAGUUAUUGUUUUACUCCGACAACAGCUGCUACUAGAGGCAGCAAAAUAUCUUUUAUUUUUAUAGUUACAGUCUACUAAACUCUAAACUACAUGAGCUUCAAAACCUGCCGUCACUCCGCCCUGAGCAAAGUGACCAACAAACGACUGCAGUGUUCACAGCUCUACCUUUUAGUACCAGAUCUGUGUGCUAGGUACCCCAACAGUGGGGGGACCAAAAAUGGGGAUGGUAUGGAACAGUUCCACUGGUACCUUCCACAACUUUUUACAGUGUAAACGGAAAAAAAGCGUACCGAACUAAACUGUACCAUACCAUACUGCGCAGUGGAAACGGGGCUAUACAAUGCCAACGCUUUUUUGGGUGAUUGAGCUGGCAGCAAUAAGUGUUGCAGUUGUGUUUGUCACUGGGCCACUGUUGAUUAAGCAUUAAUUUUCCUCUUGUACCCCUCUUCCACCAAUGUUGAACUGAUUCUGUUCUGGUUCCUGCACCUCAUUUUGAACCAUUAAGACCAUUUUGACCAUAAAUAAAUUGGUUCAGAACCAACUGGAACCAAAAAGUGGCCGGUUUUUCUUGACCUGAAGUGCUAACAUUGAUGACAUCAGUGGGCGUGUCACAUUCUCUACAGGUUGGAAUGAGAGGAUGGAGAAGGCAACAAUGGACAAGUCAAGUGAGAAAUCGUCGGACAAAAAGAGCAUGCAGUGGUCUCGUUAAUAGCUGGUCAAUGCUUGUUUUCUGGGUACAAACAAAUAUCUGUAAUAACAGAGCAAAAGUUUGCAGGUAAACAGUGUAAUCCGUGAUUUUGCUACUACUCCCUACUUCUAUUGUGCACUGUGCAACAACUUCCCUUGAUGAUGCAUCCUUUGAUUACAAUGGUUCCUCAAUACUGGUGGAAACACGGGCCGGUUCGCUAGAUGGCACCAAGGUCUCAAGAAUCCUGAACAGAACCGGUUCAAGAACCAGAGCUAAUUUGGUGGAAAAGGGAUAUAAGUGACUGUGUGUAUGAUCUCCAUGUGUAUGAAUUGUUGAGGCUAUUUUAAAACUGUUUCAGAUCACUUUAUAUGUUAAUGGGAGUCAAGCAAAGCUUUGAGCUUACGCUUCUUCCAUUCAUGCUGCCAGUAUGUUCAACUCAAGAGGAGUCAAGUGGAUUGUGUGCUUCUCACUUUUUCCUGGUCCAUCACACAACUCUUAAGUGCUUUGUGAUUUACUGACCUCACCUCAAGACUCUUAUUUUAACGGUCUGUGUUAUAGAAUGGUGCUGAGCGUUAAGCUGCUGGUUAUAAGACUGAAUUGCCCAAACGAAUAGGUAUUUUUUAUUCCUGCUGUAUGACCAUAGAUUAUCACACAGCCUGAAGAUCAGCUGAAUACUUUACCCACAAUAUGACGAUUUAUAUCUCAAAUACUCGCCUUGUGUUACUUUAUAUCCGCAUUUCUCCACUCUAAACAAAGAAUCCAAAAAAGGAAAACGCGCUCCAUUAAUUGCAUUGAAAGCAAAAAAAAACUGCAGAAAUCAUAUCAAAAACUUCAUUUACAAACUCUCAACUCAACUCGUGCUAUAUAAUGGAAGACUCAUUUAUCCAGUUGUAUGCUCAGUACCUCCCAAACACAUGCAUUUUUACAAAAACCUUGUGAUUUAAAACACAACUCAUAGGUGAAAGUAUUUAAAAUAGGUUUUAGCAAAAAUGCAUGUAUUUGAGAAGCACUGAGCAUUUGACUGGAUAAAUGAGAUUUGAGCCCUGUUUGCAUGGGACCAAUAUUACCUGGGGACCUCAUGUGAUUUAGAAAUUAUACCUCUACGUCUGUGUUUUGUGGGGCGCGUUUGCACGGUAUAAGUGAAGUCUGUAUUUUACCCAAAUAUACUGACAUUAUCCCCCUGAUAUGACGCACGCUGUCAUUUGUAACUCCACUCUAGAAACACAACACAGCACCACAAGCAGUGUUAACCUCCUUUUUUCUUUUAAAUACGGUUAAACAAACAGAACUGAUUCUGCCACAAAUAUUAUCCAUCUCAUCAACCUUGGAGAUUUCGCUCUCAUGAUGGAUUUGAGCUUGCUUCUUCUACGAAUGAACCUCCUGCUAGGAAAAUGCUGUCAAAACUUUUAUUUAUAAUUGCAAAGACAGCCUGUGUAAUUGUCGACCAGGAGAGGCAGAAACGAGGCGCGGAGAACACAAAAACCUUAAUACAACUCCAAAUCACUGAGAUGCCAUUGCAUACAGGACUAAUACCGUUACAUGACCUCUGUGACCACUGCACAAGUUGUGUCACAGUUUGUAAUAUGAUGCUUUGAUACAGUUUUGCUGUUGUUAAACGUGGUCCCCAGAGACCUAAAUUAAUUGAGAAUGUUUGCUUUUUUUGGAUUCUCUGUUCACCAUGGAGGCAUGUGAGAAGAACAAGGUUUUCUUCAUGAAUUCAACAUUAACAUUCAGUCAUUUAUAUACAAAUGGGCAUUAUGCCGUUGACGUAUUAAGUCCAAAAGUUACCACUGAACUGUACUGUACUGUAUAUCUGCAGGCCAUGUUUGUGUCCUGAGGGAUUCAUGGGAACAUCUCCAGCAUCUUGAGUGACAUGGCUCUUUGUGACAUUUGUGUCCACCAAUAAAACCUUG